This is a messenger RNA of Corvus hawaiiensis (hawaiian crow), 4387 nucleotides long. RefSeq names its product homeobox B3 (gene HOXB3). The transcript is spliced from 4 exons. Gene Ontology annotation, molecular function: RNA polymerase II cis-regulatory region sequence-specific DNA binding; DNA-binding transcription factor activity, RNA polymerase II-specific. The record is from RefSeq and is a predicted model, not a curated record. Bases 1493 to 2683 code for a protein of 396 amino acids. Gene Ontology annotation, cellular component: nucleus. Gene Ontology annotation, biological process: regulation of transcription by RNA polymerase II. Lineage: Eukaryota; Metazoa; Chordata; Aves; Passeriformes; Corvidae.
GAUAUGAGGGGAGGGGUUAAGGAGAAAUCCCCACUCGUUGCUCUCCCGUCUCCUUUUGAUGUGAAAUACAUCAGCGCUUUAUUGGCAGCGCUAUUGGAGGUCAGGGGGAGAAGCCUGAAAAACUUCGGGUCGAAUUCUCCCCGAGGCUUUUCCCGCUGGAAUCAGUUGGGAAUGGGAAUCCGCAGCCUCCGGGAUGGGGGGACAGGGAGCGGCCACCCCCUGCCAGCCCCUCUGCCACCGCUGCCAGCCGGGAGCUGCCACCCCAUCACCUGCUCCGGCUGCCGGGGUGGGUUUGGGGUGGUUUUCUUUAGGAUGGGGAAGUUUCUCCCCCCCCCCCGCUUUUAGGGUUUUGGGGAGCAGGAUCCGCACCACGGCCCCUCCAGCAUCUCCCAGAUCCGUAUUCCCUCUCCCCGCGCUGAGGUCAGCUCCAAGCAAAGCCGAGGCUAAAAAUAACCUCCGGGAUCUGGUUUGUUGCUACCUCUCCCCCUCUCUCGUGCUCCAAGAGUCCCAAAUAUUCCCUGGAAAAGGGCGAGAUUUAACGCUGGGAUUUACUGCGAAGGGCGGGGGGGGGUUGCUGAAAGAAAGUACAAACCCGGGUGGGCUCUGAAUAACUUUUAUUCCCCUCCCUCCCCUUCUCUCUCUCGCUCGUUCUUGCCGUCUUUCUUCCUUCCCUUCGGUUUUUUCCCCUUUCCCCGGACGAGACAUAUGGAAUCAAUUUCCAAUCCUGACACUGAAGGCUGGCCAAUUCCUACUGGCUCUAAAAAGCAGAAUCCAUUUGGUUCCCUUCUCUCCAGCACCCCUUGUCACUCAGUAUUAUAACCCUCUUGCAACAUUUUAAGUCUUUAUAAAGAGAAACAGCUUUCCAGAGAGAUACCAGGGAUUCGGGAGUGGGGGAGGUUUUUUUGGGACUUUUUUCCCUCUUUUUUAUGGUUUUUUUUUUCCAAGAGGGGAGCGUUCGAUCGCCCCCCUCUCCCCCACCUCAUCCCUUCUGGGCUCGCUGUCUCUCCGCGAAGGGAUUCUCAUCCUUGCCAUACUUUGAGCUCUUUUGGACGAAUUUCUAAUUUUUCUCCACCUCGAGCCCUUUCUGUUUGAACAGAACAAGUCCAAAAAAAAAAAAAAAUCAAAAAAAUAUUCAAAACAUCUUUGAGAGGGGAAAAAAAAAUUCCAAUCCGAGCGAGCUGUCGGCGAGAUCCAGCGGGGGUGAAAUAAAGUAGUUUCUUCUCCUUAAUUUGCCUGCUCCAGUGGCGAACCCGCACCGCCCCGAUCCGGCUUUUCUCCUUCUCCUUGGAGUCCUGGCCCGGAGUCUCGCAGUCCUUCUCCUCUCUCAAAAUCCACCGCGGCCUCGAAUUUGCCGGAGCAGCCCUCGGAGGAUCGGUCAGCUCCCACCAGACAGCUGGAGAGGGGCUGUCACGUGGCCUUGGGGUGCCAAUGUUCUGCCAUAGGGGUGUCAAGACCCUGGUAGCCGAAAAAAUCCUUGUGGGGCGCCCCAGAGAUGCAGAAGACCACGUACUACGACAGCUCCACGCUCUUCGGGGGUUACUCCUACGGCAGCGCCAAUGGCUUCGGCUACGAGGGUCCCCAGCAGCCUUUCCAGGCCGCUUCCCACAUGGAGAACGACUUCCAGAGGUCUGCCUGCUCCCUGCAGUCUCUUGGCAACACAGCCCCACACGGGAAAAAUAAAGAGCUCAACGGGAGCUGCAUGCGGCCCAGUUUGCCCCCGGAGCCGCCGGGCUCGCCCAACGCCAACGCCGCGGCCACCAGCGCCGGGGGCAGCAGCAAUAGCCAGGCUGGGGGUGGCAAAAGUGCCCCUGGCAAAGCCAACCUCAGCGCCAGCGCCAGCCUCUCCAAGCAGAUCUUCCCCUGGAUGAAGGAGUCGAGGCAGAAUUCCAAGCAGAAGAACAGCUCGCCCAGCGCAGAAACCUGCAGCAGCGGCGAGAAAAGCCCCCCGGGCUCCUCGGCCUCCAAGAGGGCCCGCACCGCCUACACCAGCGCUCAGCUGGUGGAGCUGGAGAAGGAAUUCCACUUCAACCGCUACCUGUGCCGGCCGCGGCGCGUGGAGAUGGCCAACCUGCUGAACCUCAGCGAGAGGCAGAUCAAGAUCUGGUUCCAGAACAGGAGGAUGAAGUACAAAAAAGAUCAGAAAUCCAAAGGCAUGGGCUCUUCCUCCGGAGGGCCUUCCCCCACGGGCAGCCCCCCGCAGCCCAUGCAGGCCUCGGCCGGCUUCCUCAACGCCUUGCACCCCAUGAGCGGCGGCUACGAGGCGCCGUCGCCGCCUUCCUUCAGCAAACCCCACCAAAACGCCUACGCCGUGGCCACCACGAGCUACCAGCCGGCCCUGAAGGGCUGCCCAGGCCAGCAGAAAUACGCCGCGGCCACCGGGCCGGCCGAGUACGAGCCGCACGUCCUGCAGGGCAACGGGGUGGCCUACGGGACGGCCAGCAUGCAGGGCAGCCCCGCGUACGUCGGAGGGAACUUUGUGGAUUCUAUGGCCGCCUCUGGCCCGUCCCUUUACGGCCUCAACCACCUGCCACACCACCAGGCCGGCGGCAUGGACUACGGCGGCGUGGCCCCGGGCCAGCCCCACGGACCGUGCGAGAGCCACCCCACGUACACGGAGCUCUCGUCGCACCACGCGACUUCUCAGGGCAGAAUCCAAGAGGCGCCCAAGCUCACCCACCUGUGAGAGGGGAAGCUGUUGGGAUGGGGAGAAGGGCAGGGUGGGUUUCGGGGACCUUUGUGUUGAGCUGGUUUCUUUCCGUCCUCGCUGGUGGGGGGGAGGUUUGAUGGGGUUGUUGUGCUCGGGGUUUUGGGGGUUGUUAAGCACAAAAUCCAAGAGUUUUUGGUGUUUUUGGAAGGGAGAAACCUGGGUUUCCACACAAAUGCUUCUGCAAGGGGCUUGGGGUGGUUUUGUGGGGAUCCAGCAGGGUUUAAGAGGCCGAAUCCAUCAUUUCCAAGCCACGUCCGGAUGGUCACCGAUAAUCCCUGGAUGCUGAGAAGGAGAAAAGUCUGCCAGCCAAGUUUUGGGGUCUCUGCAUCCACAAAACCCCAAAGAGACCCACCAGGAAACUCCCCCCUCCUCCGACUCCUUCUCCAGACCCACCUGUGCUUUCCUUCCCAGCCUUCAGAGGAAGGGUUGUCCUUUUCCACUGGAAAAAGGAUAAAUCCACCGGAAAAAGGAUAAAUCCACUUUCCCACCGGGUAACUUCCCACCGGGCCCUGCCAAGAACUGCAAAUAUCCACACCCGCCAACGCCCGGGAGCCACGCUCGUCCCUCCAGGCCCUGCUCCCCCUCUCCCAACUAACACCACGAAAAAAUGAAACAAAUCGGCAUAAAAGAGGUCUAAGAACCACAAAAGGUUGGGGAAAUCAGUUUGGGGAACGCCUAAAUUCCCCUUUUCCCCCCUCCUGCCCCCCCAGAAUUCCAAAGAGAGGAAGAAAGAGUUGCCAGGUCUGAAUAUUUCCCUUCCUCCGCCUCUGCUGGGGUGAAGUCUCCGUUUGGGGGGGGUGGGGUUUUUUUUGGGGGGUGUUUUUCUUAGGGUUCACGACCAGAAAAAAGCAAUCUGAGAAGUCCUACGCUUCUUUCCUCCUCUCCUCUCGAGCUUACGUGAAAACAGGGUAUAUUUGAACAGAGGGAAUGUCCUCCCACGGAAGCAGAAGCGAACGGAUCCCUGGGAUUUGCUGAUGCUUUCCUGCCUGGACAUCUUUGUUGCACUUAGAGUUUACAUAUAAUGGGUAUUAAAAAAUUAAAAAAAAAAAACAAACAAAAACAAUUUUGAAGGGCUCUCAGCUCCGUCGAGGCGCCCUUCAGUUAGGUGUGUGUUCUGGUGAACAUUCAUAUAUAUUUAUUGGUUAUAGCCAGUUGAAAAUAUUUUCCUUUCUUUCUUUCUUUCUUUCUUUCUUUUUUUUUUAUUAAUUAUUUAUCCCCGACCCGAUGUAUUUAUAUGAGGGAAAAAAAGCAAGAAAACAACCAACCAACCAACCAACCAACCGAGAGUCAAACGGUACUUUUUUAGUAUUUCCUUGUUCCAAAAAGAAAAAAAAAAGAGAAAAACAACAACAACAACAACAACAACAACAACAAAAGGACCUUGUGUUCCCCUUGUCAUUGUACCACGAGCUUAUUUUAGUUAUUGUAAUUUAGGGAGAACCAGUAGUUUUAUGUUACCUUGGUACUUAUGAAUAAUGUAAUUAGUUCUACUGGAGGCAUGAGAGCAGAACCAGACUGUAAUUGUUUAGUCCUGAAUUAGAAGAAUUAAUAGCGAAUCCCUCCCCUCCCGCCCCUCCUCUUCGGAGCUCUUUCUUUGUUCUUACAGUAGUUCUUUUCUUUCCUCGCUUCAAGGGUUGUCUGGUGAACAAUUCCUGAAUAAACUUUCUGUUAUCAAUUUUA